Molecule: messenger RNA, 1698 nt
Organism: Alternaria burnsii
Lineage: Eukaryota; Fungi; Ascomycota; Dothideomycetes; Pleosporales; Pleosporaceae
Exons: 3
Coding region: 1-1698 (565 amino acids)
Source: RefSeq, a predicted model, not a curated record
AUGCCGACCUUCUUAGGGCUUGCGGUCAGCAUCCAUGCCGACAGUAAUCCGCUGCCAGAAUACUCGAUACAGAAGCAAUCUAAACAUCACCGUAUCACCUCGUACAUCCCCGUCCCACCUGCGAAGAUACCGCCUGGCGCUACCAAGCCUGAACAGUCUUCCUUCGCGAUAUCGAUAACCCUGCUUACUCCAGGUCUUCACGUGCCCUACUCUACCCCCAAGCCGACUGAAGAUGACCCCAACCCGAAGGCUAAGAUUGUCGGUGGCCUCCCUGGUCAAACCGGAGAGCGGGGCAAGUACGGUCCCACGAUAGCCCCGUACAAGCCUCUGACCACUUCGCCGAACGAGACAAUUGCUGCAUACAUAUACUUUGACGGCCGGGCGAAGGAGGAAGUAGCGACCCUGCUGCGGCGCGGCGAAGAGACGUGGGUCAACUCGCGGUGGGUCAGCGUGCCAGAGUCAGAAGGUGGGGGUCUCGCAGAGCGCGAGUUUCUCUUCCGCGAGGUUGGUCUCGAGCGAUGGCUGAACGGCCUGGAUCUCGAGGGCAAGGACAAAGAUGUGGCCGCAAAGAUUGAGCGGAGAAAGCAGCGCCUCGAAAAGAAGCGGGCAAAGCGGAGAGAAGCCAUGGACAGCAGCGACGAGGACAAGAAAGCUUCCAGCAACGGUGUAUUGCGCUACAGCGAAAGCAAGGACGCGCCCGUCGAGACGCUUUCCGGCAACGACGAGUUCUUCACCACCGACUCCGAUUCGGACGACGAGCCUCCCAUGCCCGAGGCAGCUGGACAAAUCAAGGUCGCUUUGUUCCGUGUGCUAGCGUCUGGAGAAAUCAAGCGCGGCGAGUACUCACCUCAGUUCGAUGCACACGACGACGAUGAACAAAACGGAGGAGGAGAGGGCGAAGACGUUGAUCACACAACGAGUUUCGCAAAGCCCAAGACGUUGGAUCCCAAGUCUAUCAGCACCCAAACAGUGACUGGCAUAGACCCGCCGGACAAGCCAUACGCAGUAUUCACCUUCUUGUACCGCGGAGAGCGCCAGCUGCGCAAGAUGGGCAUCUUGAACACAAAGGAGAAGCCUACAAUCACCUCGCCACAAUCGAAGCGGAAAUCCGGAGCGCUUGAUUUCGGCAGCCUCAAGCCCCUGAACGCAGCCGCCGGAACCAAGAAUUUUGGUGGUUACCGAGAGACUUCGCCCAAGUCUAACAAGAAGAAGGAAGACGCCAUGGACAGCGACGCAGAUGAUGAGGACGACGUCAAGGUUGAGGACGCGGAGGAUGACAAGGAGGUAUUCGACAAGGGCAUGCUAUCGCCAGAAGACGCUCAUAGACAGGGUGAGCUCGCGGAGGGUGUGCGCAAGAUCAAGCUCAAGCGUCAACAUUCCGCAGAACCUCUAGGCCGUCCUGCAGGACCCUCUCACUCUGACUCCACUGGAUCUCCUCUUUCGGGUACACCUGCACCCGACGCCUCGUCAGCACCUGGGCCGUCAUCCCCACGCGCCACAGAUGCCUCUGCCGAGCCAAGUUCGCAAAACUCCGUCGCUUCACCUUUCAAGAAGCAGCGCGCUUCAUUACCCGGCUUUGAUGACAAUGUUCGGAAGAGUCUGGGCCAGGCGCUCAUGGACGCGCACCAAGGACGAGCAAACUCUGAUGGGAAUAUUCCCACCAUCGAAACCAAGAUGGAAGAAGAUGAGGAGUUGUGA